Molecule: messenger RNA, 2528 nt
Organism: Archocentrus centrarchus (flier cichlid)
Lineage: Eukaryota; Metazoa; Chordata; Actinopteri; Cichliformes; Cichlidae
Gene: smpdl3a
Product: sphingomyelin phosphodiesterase acid like 3A
Exons: 8
Coding region: 96-1421 (441 amino acids)
Biological process (GO): sphingomyelin catabolic process
Molecular function (GO): sphingomyelin phosphodiesterase activity
Source: RefSeq, a predicted model, not a curated record
UUUACUUCUGGGAAGGGUCACUGAACGUUCACAGGUACCUUGAAGUGUUUAUAAGCUAUGGGACACACUUUGCGGUCGGUUUAAACACACUGAACAUGUUGGAGCUUUUGUGGUUUCUCCUGCUGUGCUGCAGCGCGGCUCCGCUUGCGGCGGCACCGACUGGAAGCAGCAACCUGCCGGGCACAGGCAGGUUUUGGCACAUCACCGACCUCCACCUGGACCCCUCCUACCACCUGGCCCCAGACCCCACCAAGGUUUGCUAUUCCUCCAAAGGAGUUCCCGCCACCAAUCCUGGUCUGUAUGGAGACUUCCUGUGCGACUCGCCUUACCGCCUCAUCGAGUCGGCCUUCACUAACAUGGCAUCGCUCACACAGCCAGAGGACUUCAUCAUAUGGACCGGCGACAGCCCGCCUCACGUCCCUCCAGAUGAGCUCUCUACAGACAUAGUCAUCCAGGUCAUCAGUAACAUGACCCAGACCAUCAGACAGCACUUCCCCAAUAUGACAGUCUACCCAGCAGUUGGAAAUCAUGACUACUGGCCUCAGGACCAGAUGCCAGACUCCACUAAUGCCAUCUACAAAGCUGCCGCCCAGUUUUGGAAACCCUGGCUGCAGGCUGACGCUCUGCUAACGCUCUCGCAAGGCGGUUUCUAUUCGCAGCUGGCUAAGCCUGGUUUGCGGGUGGUUAGCGUCAACACCAUCCUUUACUACGGCCCCGAUAAAGUCACGCGUAACAUGACAGACCCGGCCGGGCAGUUUGAGUGGCUGGAAAAAACUCUGGAGAAAGCUGCUCAGAAUCUGGAAAAGGUGUACAUCAUAGCCCAUGUACCAGUGGGGUAUCUGCCCUUUGUCAGAAACACCACAGCUAUAAGAAAGAGCCACAACGAGAGACUGGUCACCAUCUUCAGGAAGUACAGUCACGUGAUCGCAGGACAUUUCUAUGGACACACUCACAGAGACAGCAUCAUGGUGCUGCAGGACAAACAAGGUAAACCUGUGAAUUCUCUCUUUGUGUCACCGGCUGUUACACCAAUCAAAGAUGCUGAGCAGUCCUACUCCAACAACCCAUCUUUCCGCAUGUACUUGUACAACAACAAGGACUACACUAUGCUGGAUAUCUGGCAGUACUAUUUGAAUCUGACGGAAGCCAACGAGAAACAAAGAUCAGACUGGAGGCUUGAAUAUGUCAUGACUGAGGCUUUUGGACUGAUUGACCUGCAGCCGCAAAGCUUACUCCAGCUGGGCCUGAGUUUCAUGCUGCCGCAGACCAAAACCUUCCAUAAGUAUUUUAAUCACUUCAUGGUCAGCUACAACAACAGCAUCACCUGUGACGGAGGCUGCAAGGUCAGCCAGGUGUGUUCUGUGCUCUACCUGGACCAACUGUCCUACUCCAAAUGUGCAAAGGGAGCCUGGGAGCAUUAAUAAGCGUCAGAAUGAAGGAUUGUUGAGGGAUUUUUCUCAGGAGUCAGGUUUUUUUUAAUACUUUGCUUGAAAUGACAGAAAAGGGAAAAUCAGUGUGUUGCUUGAAAUCUUAAUAUCAAAAUAUAAACAAAUAUUCUUUGAUAAUUUAUUCUUUUUGAAAUGUAAUAUUUGCUAAGUAGAAAGAUGAAGUCAGAAAAAGGGAAGUGCAAUAUAAUACUUCUGCUGUUUGAGAAUAUAUAUCCAAAGAAAUGCAAGCUGGUGUCCAGCUGACAUGAUUUUACCUGCUUACUUGCAUCAGUCUGCAAACACAUGCAGAUGGAGUCAGGACCAAAUGUUGACAGUAGAUAAAUCCAUCAUGUUUGCUCCGUGUAGUCCUCCCUGCACUGAUUGAUUGCUGCUAAGCUCUGCUGCCUGAGCUCAUGUUUUUGAUAAAGCAUGCAUGCCUGACAUAUUUCAGAGCAAAGGUUAAAUCUGAUACUUCAGAUGUAGAAGGCUUUAGAGGUGUGGAGUACCCUCUGACCUCCACCCACACCCCUCAUUCACAGCAUUAGAGCAGGAAGAUCAGGAAGAAAGUUAGUUCAUUAGAGUCCAGCCACUCCUUUGUUGGCUUAUUUUAUAUUCUUCUGAUUACUCAAAUGUGUUUUUAAUGUAUAUUAUAGAGAGUUUGCAGCAUCACCAAAAUUAUCGUUUAAUUAUACAAAUUAAAUAUUUAGAGAAAGACCAAGGAAAUGUAUUUUAAUCCAGUUCUUUGAUGACGUAACUGAAAUAUUAACAGAAAAUUUUAAAUUUGAAACAUUCAUUUUAAAAUAUUGGACUGUGUGAUGCAUUCUGCUCAUAUAAAACUAAAACUGCUUCUUUAGAUGCUUUUUAAUGUUUUAUAAACCGGCAGUUUAUCCUGUCAUUGAAACACGUGCUUAUUAUGUAUAAGACUCUGAGAAAGACGCCUUUUAACUAUUAAAUGUGUACAAUAAAAUGCACUAGAACAGAAACCCUGGUACAAUGUGUAAGAACAGCAUGUCAAACUGCUGCAUAAAAAUGGAGUACUUAUUAUGUUACGUGUAACAGACAAAAAAUUGAUUUGGAGUUUAAUGAUUAUUUUUCUAUUAA